CCAUUUGCUAUCUAUUAAAAUAAUUUAAUCUUGAGACAAAUCAUUACUUAUUUUCUCGUUAUGAAUUAUAAGAAGUAGCACAGUUUAAAGCAUAUUAUAAAGAAACUAAGAUAGUACUAAAAACUUCAGAAGUAAAACAAGUUUCUUGUUUCGUGUCGACUGUUUUUUUCCUUGCCAUGUCGGACUUUUCUUUAAAUAUUUUUACGCUUAAUUGUUGGGGUAUACCUAUUGUCUCUAAAAACAGAAAAGAACGAAUGGAAGCAAUCUCAACAUAUUUACAAGAAAGUUGUCAUACAGUGGUGUGUCUACAGGAGGUUUGGAGUGAGGAUGAUUAUCUGUUUAUUAAAGAAAAAUUGAAACGCAACCUGCCCUACUCACAUUACUUCUACAGUGGAGUCCUUGGAUCAGGUCUCUGUGUUUUCUCGAAGUGGCUUAUCCAGGACGUCUUUUUCCACCAAUGGCCAUUGAACGGCUAUAUCCAUAAGAUCCACCAUGGGGAUUGGUUCGGAGGCAAGGGUGUCGGUUUGUGUCGGAUCCGAGUAAAAGAUAGGAUGGUUAACAUUUACUGUACCCAUUUGCAUGCCGAGUACCAUGAGGAUGACAUUUACUUAGCACAUAGGACUCUGCAAGCACAUUCCACUGCAGAGUUUGUAAAUCUGACUAAAUCCACAGCUGAUGUAUCAAUCCUUGCUGGAGACCUCAACACAGGCCCUGGUGAUUUGUCUUACAGAUUAAUAACAGAACUUCCAUCACUCAUAGACCCGUACGACUUAGAGUGUGAGAAUACCAACCCUGCUGUUAGGAAAGCCACCGGCACAAACGACAACGCCAACAACAGCUACUCUGAUCAGAAGCAAGCGAAGCUGUGCCCUGAGGGGAAGAGGAUUGAUCAUAUAUUGUACCAUGUCAACUCUCAGUGGGCUGCCGAGGUAAUGAACUUUGGCAACCCACUUGAAGAUAGGGUGCCUGGGCAGCAAUUUUCAUACUCGGACCACAACGCAGUCGCGCUUGAACUCCAUAUGCGGCCGACAGAAGGCUCGUACAAAGACCACAAGGUCUAUAACAAGGACGGGUCACUGGAUGACACGAUUGCAGCCGCCUACAAAGUCUGCGAUGAGGCAUUCUCCAACUUAUCCAGAACAAGGAAGCUGUAUUUGAUUGCCGGAGGACUCAUCUUCAUGUUUCUACUAGGCUCGUUCGGUUAUUGGCCGGACUACGUAUUAUACAACGUGCUAAAGAUAAUUAUCACUGGACUAAGCUUCUAUUAUCUGAUAAUGGGGACUUUGUGGAACAGAAUUGAGAUGAACAGCUUGAAAGCGGGACUGAGCGCUCUUGACAAUUUUGGUAAAAGCAGGAGCCAGUUGAAAAAGGGCGAUGGAGAGUCCAGCCUGUGAUAAUAGUGUUGAUUUUGAUAACGAAGAUUACAAUUAGAAAUUACAAGGAAUAGCAAAAUUAAAUGUGAUGAUGUAACAAUAACGUCCAUUGCAUUGUCGUUGCCAAGAAGACACUAAAUGACACCAAUUGUUCAAAUAGAAAACGCUCUUGUUGAUAGUCAAGAAAAAGGUAAAUACCUAUGUAAGUUUUAAAGUUCAGUAUUUGGUACUCAUACGUACUACAAUUAUUUAAUGGUUGAUGGAGGAUAUUGUCUGUCCCAACAAUUUUUUUUAGGACUAGUCCCAUAUUAUGUUAGUUAGUUAUAAUGAUUAAAUAUGCCGAAUAUCUACUUAAACAUUUCAAUAUUAUGCUAAUAUCAAGCUGAUCUGAUGAUGCAGUUGUAAGGGCGGUCAACUCAUCGAAGAAAAAAACGGGACCUCCUACAGUUUGGGCUCAUUGGAAAGGUUUCGAAGAGUAAUUAUCAAUGGGGAUGAGGUACAGACAGCUAUAAAAAAAAACAUUUUUAAAAGGCUUUUAUUUUAUUUAUUUAAGUGAGUCAGUAUAAACCACUUAUUAAUUUCUUUGUUAUCUUUCUGAUGUAAGAUUAUAAUAGUUAUUAUUUUAAUUUCGUCAAUGUUAUGCCCCUAUCUAUAUUAUUUUUUAUACGUAUAAAAUGUACGCUACAUUCCAUUAUUUUCAAUUAAAACUAAUAUUGUAAUAAAUAUUACGAAAUAUAUUUAUCAAUGAACUAAAA
Cydia fagiglandana is the source of this 2128-nucleotide messenger RNA. It is a transcript of the gene nSMase, whose product is annotated as putative neutral sphingomyelinase. Gene Ontology annotation, molecular function: sphingomyelin phosphodiesterase activity. NCBI's taxonomy places the organism in Eukaryota, Metazoa, Arthropoda, Insecta, Lepidoptera, Tortricidae. The record is from RefSeq and is a predicted model, not a curated record. Bases 177 to 1394 code for a protein of 405 amino acids. The transcript has 6 exons.